Molecule: messenger RNA, 855 nt
Organism: Ornithodoros turicata
Lineage: Eukaryota; Metazoa; Arthropoda; Arachnida; Ixodida; Argasidae
Gene: Oda
Product: ornithine decarboxylase antizyme 1-like
Exons: 3
Coding region: 1-522 (173 amino acids)
Biological process (GO): positive regulation of protein catabolic process
Cellular component (GO): cytoplasm; nucleus
Molecular function (GO): ornithine decarboxylase inhibitor activity
Source: RefSeq, a predicted model, not a curated record
AUGGACCUGUUUUCAGGACGCUUCUGCGUCACUACUGCAUCUCUCUGGGUGCAGGGCCUCUGUGGUGCUCCUGAUGCGCCCCAUGCCGUCAACGUGUCGCUUUCAAGCACAGGAGGCAGCGGCGUGGGGUCUUUAAAAGCGCCCCCUGUGGACAAUGGCCACUUUCAGAAAGAAGAGCUGAGGUCAAGCGAGGAUGCAGUGCUGCUGACAUUCUCGUACCGUUUGGCUCAAAACACAGACGUGCAGUGGGAGGCUGUGCUGUGGCAGGACAAGCUUCAUGUGCAACUGCCACCGGUGAUGCCAGAGGGGUCCCGUCAGGCCUUUGUAGCGCUCCUCGAGUUUGCUGAAGAACAACUGUCCUGCCAGCACGUUAUCGUCUUUUUCACCAAGGACCGCCCAGACAGAGCCAGCCUGGUCCGAACGUUCAUGUUCCUGGGCCUGGUGAUGCUCUCCCCGGGCCACCCAUUGGUGCCUCCAAACUCGUCUGAGAAUCACCUGUACAUGGCCUACUCGGUCGAGUAGUCGUCAGCACUGCGUCCUUCCUCUCGUCCGCCACGUUAACUAGAGUUCCAGGCAGAGAGCAGAUAUGUACCCGUUGAUUUUGUCCCACAUUUACGUGAGCCAGCCCCAAAUAUGCGUGUUUUUUCAUUUCCUCUCGGCCAGUUUUGUGUUUCCCCUCCCUUAUGUGGGACCAAUGUCUUUAGUUCCCCAGUCUAAUUGUAAUGGCCCGUAGAAAAACCUCUCUGCCUGGAACCCUUUGCUUCCUCCUGGCACUUGUAGCUGGACACACGCUUAUAUGUAAAACAAACUUUUUAAAAAAUGUAAAAAAAAUUAAAAAGUGCUCUAAAAAGGCAA